UCUCUUGCCAAGGAAAAACCAUAAUUUAUACACCAGAGUAACCAGACCAUGGUCUAUAUAUACACAUUCUAAAAUACACACAUUGUGUGUGUUUUUAUAAAUUGUGUUUCAUUAAUUUUCAGGUGUGGUGGUUUUUGGUAUACAAGAUGAUGAAAGAUGGAGGAGAGAGUUCUAAUUCAAAGCCCCUUGAUGAAAUUUGGGCUAAACUUGUUCCAUUGGAUUUGGGAUAUUCUGAUGUUGAAUUGAAGUUGGAUGAGAUGGUAUUAAGCUCAGUGGUGAAAGGCUCUUCUUCUGAAAAGCAGGAAUGGUGUCAAAUUACAAGAAAUUCAGAUCUAUGUUCAGCUAUGAUUAAAAAUAAGAGUUCUAACAUCAUCCUUGUUGAUGGGACUGUCGUUGAAACUGAAGAGUCUUGCCUAAUUAAAUGUGGAAGUGAAAUUGUACCUGGGCAUGUUGAAGAUGGCUAUCUAAGAUACAUUUUUAGAGUGAUGGCCACUGAGCAAUUUUCUACCAAAAAAUUGAAGAUAAUGCUAGAUGUUGAGCAUGCAAAAUGCAGUAUUUGUCUGAAUAUAUGGCAUGACGUUGUAACUGGUGCUCCAUGCCUUCAUAACUUCUGCAAUGGAUGCUUCUCCGAAUGGCUAAGAAGGUCCAAGGAGAAACAUUCAAGUGUUCUUUGUCCUCAAUGUCGAGCAGUUGUACAAUUUGUUGGAAGAAAUCAUUUUCUCCAUAAUAUUGAGGAGGAUAUACUGCAAAGUGACUCCUCACUGAAGCGCCCUGAUGAAGAACUUGCUAUUCUGGAUUCCUAUGCUGUAAUAAAGUCACCCCUUGUUAUUAACGUCGAAAGAAAGACUAAACGUAAGCGGGAUCUUUUAGCACCUGGUAUAGAAAGUAAUGCUGCUGAACAUCCAUGCCCACAAUGUGACACUCAAUACUCAGGAUUCCAGUGCGACUCGAACACCAUACAUCUGCAAUGUCAUGCAUGUGGUGGGAUGAUGCCUUGUAGGUCCAAUUCAAGUGUACCACAACACUGUACAGGAUGUGACCGAGCUUUUUGUGGGGCCUAUUGGCAUUCAGUAGGAGUCAAUGGAAAUGAUUCUCAUCCAGUAUGCAGCCAAGAGACACUCAAACCGAUUUCUGAACAUACUGCCACAAGAAUCCCGACUUUAGCUCAUGACAGAAAUAGACAUGAACAAGAUAUUACUGAAAGGUGCAUCCAGCAGACAGGUGGCACACUGCAGUCUAUUAUUCGCGAGUGGAUCACAAAGUUGAACAACAGAGAAAUAGAUCGCACAAGGAUGCCUUUAAAGCAUGCUGAGAUGAUCACCUCUGGAACCCAUGUUUGCAAUGAUUGCUAUGACAAGUUAGUCUCAUUCCUUCUGUAUUGGUUCCGGAUUUCGAUACCAAAAUAUCAACUUCCGGCAGAGGCAUCUCAAAGAGAAAAUUGCUGGUAUGGAUAUGCUUGUCGGACACAGCACCAUAGUGAUGAUCAUGCUCGUAAAAGAAACCAUGUUUGCCGUCCAACCAGGGGUAGUCAUAUGUAAAUAAUUUCAGUUUUUCUUUUAAUGUCUGAUUGUGAUGAGAAAUCAUAAACAAUUAUCUUGCAUCUUUGAUUCUAGUGUUCUGUAACAAUUACUAUAAGUUUUAUUGUUGAUUCUGCUGCUAAAUGCAAAAUAAACUUACUGAGUUAUGGUGCGGAAAAGAUAUAAUAAUAUUCAGAACAUACAGGACUUUCAUUACACA
This is a messenger RNA of Daucus carota subsp. sativus, 1737 nucleotides long. RefSeq lists its product as uncharacterized. Gene Ontology annotation, molecular function: ubiquitin-protein transferase activity; metal ion binding. Lineage: Eukaryota; Viridiplantae; Streptophyta; Magnoliopsida; Apiales; Apiaceae. The transcript is spliced from 15 exons. Gene Ontology annotation, biological process: mitotic cell cycle checkpoint signaling; protein ubiquitination; ubiquitin-dependent protein catabolic process. The coding region runs from base 147 to 1538 and encodes 463 amino acids. The record is from RefSeq and is a predicted model, not a curated record. Gene Ontology annotation, cellular component: nucleus.